Purpureocillium lilacinum is the source of this 1779-nucleotide messenger RNA. RefSeq lists its product as uncharacterized. Gene Ontology annotation, biological process: biosynthetic process. Gene Ontology annotation, molecular function: transaminase activity; pyridoxal phosphate binding. The record is from RefSeq and is a predicted model, not a curated record. NCBI's taxonomy places the organism in Eukaryota, Fungi, Ascomycota, Sordariomycetes, Hypocreales, Ophiocordycipitaceae.
AUGGUGUACUUCCAGGAAGAAGCGGCACCGCUCGACCUGAGUCACCAUCUCUCCCGGGUGACCAAGAACCGGACGCCAAGCUCCAUCAAGAACUACUACCGGUUCUUCAAGAUCUCCGGCAUUGGGAACCUUGCCAGCGGUCUCCCCAACGCGUCAUACUUUCCCUUCGACACGCUCGAGGCCGAGGUCGCCCGGCCAUCACGAUGGGACGCUUCGCCCGACGAGUACCACCCCGACGCGGAGGAGUCGUCGCUCGUCGUGGUGCCCAAGGCGACGACGAACAGCGGAGGCGACCCCGCCAAGCGGGUGGACAUCGCGACCGCGCUGCAGUACGGCACCGCGGGGGGCUACCCGCCGCUGCUGUCGUGGGUACGGCGCUUCAUGCUCGACGUGCUGGCCCCGAACGUGCCGUACGAGCCCGGGCCCGACGUCAUCCUCUCGUGCGGCUCGACCGACGGCGUGUUCAAGCUCGUGGACCUGCUGUACGACUCGUGGCUGCCCGAGAGGGGGGACGCCGUGAGCGAGCGGCCGGGCCUGCUCACCGAGCUGUUUGUGUUUAACAACGUGCUGCCCGUCGUGGAGCCGCAUGGCAUCCAGAUCGUGACCGUGGAGAUUGACGGCGAGGGCAUACUGGCCAAGGGGCCGGGCUCGCUGGAGGACGUGCUGAGGAAUUGGGACCCCGCGAGGGGAAAGCGCCCGCAUGUGCUGUAUACCGUGACCGUGGGACACAACCCAACGGGCGGCGUCCAGUCGCUGCAGCGCAAGAGGGAGAUUUACUCCGUGUGCCGCGCGUUCGACAUCAUCAUCAUCGAGGAUGAGCCGUACUGGUACCUGCAGUUCCCGUCGGCCGCCGCCGCGGAAGCGCAAUCACGGCACACGGCCGAGUCGCUGGCCGUCAAGCGGGAGUCUGACGAGGAGCUGCUCGGGUACGCGGGCACGCGGCGCCAGCGGAGCGGCCACAGCUUCAUCGACUCGCUCGUGCCGUCGUUCCUCAGCCUCGACAUCGACGGCCGCGUCAUCCGCCUCGACACCCUGUCCAAGACGAUGGCGCCGGGGUGUCGCAUCGGCUGGAUCACGGCGCAGCCCAAGUUUAUCGAGCGUCUCGAGCGAAUCACUGAAAUCUCAACACAGCAGCCGUCGGGUUUCGCCCAGGCCAUGGUCGUCCAGCUGCUCGCCGGGCAGAACCCGGACGCGCUGCACGCCUUCGCCGACCUGCCGGCGCAUAAGCGCAGCGCCUUCUCCGGGUGGAAGAUGGACGGCUGGGUGCACUGGCUGGCGGGCCUGCGCAGCGUGUACGAGCGGCGCGCAGCACGCAUGUGCUCCAUCCUCGACCAGGGCACGCACAUGGUGGUGAAGAAGCCCUCAUCCUCCUCGUCGUCGCGGUCCUCUCCGGGCAAGAGAACGCAGCUACUGUCCUUCGACUGGCCCCGCGGUGGCAUGUUCGUGUGGCUGCGCGUCCACUUCGAGGAGCACCCGCUGUGGAUGGCCAGGGGCCCUACCAUGGAGGCGCUCGACGGGCCGGCCAUGGCGGCCGCGAUGCUGGCCUUCAUGGCGCGCAAGCCGCACCUCGUCCUGCCGUCGCCGGGCACCAUGUUCGGCGCGACGCCCACCGUGGUGAAGGAGCGCGCGUGGCAGAACCUGCGCCUGUGCUUCACGGCCGAGAGCGAAGAAAACAUUGAUGCCUGCUCCAGGAGGUUCACGAAUGCGGUGCACAAGUUUUGGCUCAUUGACGAGGUAGAAGUGAUGGAGGACUUGGUCAGGGAGCAAAGGGCUUCAUGA